Messenger RNA from Penicillium brasilianum, 2691 nucleotides. The record is from the annotation of a GenBank genome assembly. NCBI's taxonomy places the organism in Eukaryota, Fungi, Ascomycota, Eurotiomycetes, Eurotiales, Aspergillaceae.
CAUUUGUUUGCAUGUAUAUAUGGCAGGGUUAUCGUGAUUCCUCGUCAUGAGUUGCAUCUCGGUUUCAUCCCAUACAAUGAGCAAACGCUGGGCUUCAGCCGAGGAUAGUAAGAUGCAGCAGGUCAUGUCGAAGCACUUUGCCAAGGAUGGGAACUCAAGCCCCAAAGUCAACGAAAAGCAUGCCAGUAUGCGCCCACCCAGCCCAUCUCUAUAACGAUACCACCAACUAUCGGCGAACUUCCGGAGGCCUUGACACUCAAAAGCCUCUGAAGCUAGUUCAAACAAACCUUAAAAGCCGCAGCCGGGAAGUUUAUGGACAUUUUUCCCUUGGAGACACUGUCCGACCCUUGCAAUCAUUGGCCCUGUACCACCGAACGAUCCGAUCCCGUAUUACCGGCUCUCUUCCCCAUGCCAGCCAAGGGCCGAAAGGAUGUCGGGGUAGGCCUCACCCCACGCUAAGCCGGCUCAAGCGUGAGCAAAAGCGGGAUGUUCACUGUGUUGCAACUUAGCAUUGGAGGAAGCGGCCUGCCCAGAUGCUUGGCAAACUCUUGGCCUGUAAGCGGAGUGGUAUUACCCCGGGUGGUCAUCUGUGAUAUCUCUGGGGUUUGCAGCAUGCUGGGGCUCGACCACGAGAAAGAUGCGGAAGGAAAGUGCGGGGGUUAGGUGCACGAGGGUUGUAUAAGUAGGAGUUGAGACGGGAUUGUUGUCUUGGGAGAACUGUGGUAUAUUCAAAUCAUAUUGAUCAUUGUUCCUUUCAUCCUCGUGAAGUUUGAUCAACCGUCUGGAAAUUCCCGAUCGACAUUUUUCAUGGCGUCUAACGUGGCUGCCGAUCCCGUCGCGAAGGGAAUUAUUCCCACCGCUCGCCAGGCUUUUAAAGAUCUGUUUAUUUGGAGACAGCGGGUCGAGGUGACGAAUGAUUAUGGAGAAACCCGCACAGAGUGGCAUGAUCCAGAACCCAUCCACAACCCCAUCAGCUUGAUGGCACAAUUAUCCGCUCGGGACUGGGUCUUCUUCCUUGUGGGACUUGCAGCGUGGACCGCUGAUGCAUUUGAUUUCCAUGCCCUAUCAAUCCAGACCAAAAAGCUCUCAGACUACUAUGGUCGCUCGAAGACCGACAUCACAACAGCUAUUACGCUUACCUUACUUUUGAGAAGCGUUGGAGCGGCCUUCUUCGGGUUUGCUGGAGAUAAAUAUGGUCGGAAAUGGCCUAUGGUGCUCAACAUGAUCGUACUCGGCCUUCUCCAGAUUGCUACCAUCUAUAGUCAUACAUUCCAACAGUUCCUGGCAGUUCGCAGUCUCUUCGGGCUGUUCAUGGGUGGGGUGUACGGAAACGCUAUUGCUAUGGCACUGGAGCAUUGCCCUGUGAAUGCCAGAGGUCUCAUGUCAGGAAUUCUCCAGCAGGGAUACUCUCUCGGAUACGUUCUCGCGGCAUGUGCCAAUCUUGGGGUCGGUGGUGCUACUGAUAGUUGGAAGACUGUAUUCUGGGCCGCAGCGGGUAUCUCCAUCGGCGUCGGCAUUAUUCGAAUCUUCUUCCCGGAGUCAAAACAAUUCCUCGAGGCUAAGAAAGCAGGCAAGCGAAGCAUGAGUGCAGGCGAAUUCUGGAAAGAGACCCAAGUUAUGUUGGCCAAGGAGUGGAAAAUGUGCAUCUACUGCAUCAUUCUCAUGACCUGGUUCAACUACUACUCCCACACAUCGCAAGACUCCUACACCACCUUUUUGCUCACGCAAAAGCAACUUAACAAUUCCGGUGCUUCGAGGGCAUCAAUUUUAAUGAAGACUGGGGCCUGCGUGGGUGGAACAAUUAUCGGAUACCUGUCACAAUUUGUAGGACGUCGUCGGGCUAUCAUCGUUUCGGCCUUGAUGUCCGCAAUCCUUAUUCCAGCAUGGAUAUUGCCAACAGGAGAGCCAGCACUCAGCGCCACCGGCUUUUUCAUGCAAUUCUUCGUUCAAGGUGCAUGGGGUGUCAUCCCAAUCCACCUGAACGAAUUGUCUCCACCCGCCUUCCGGUCUUCCUUCCCGGGUAUCACAUACCAGGUUGGUAAUAUGAUCAGCUCUCCUUCGGCUCAGAUUGUCAACGCCAUCGCCGAAUCUACCUGGGUGACGACCCCAAAGGGUAUUAAGGCGUCCGCGUAUGGCCCGGUUAUGGGUGUUGCGACUGCCAUUAUUGCAAUCGGCAUUAUGGUCACCACUGCCCUUGGACCUGAGAAGCGUGGCCGUCGGUUUGAACUUGUCGUUGCUGCAGUGGAAGAGCAUCCUAAUGUGAAGAAUGCGGAUGUGGAACUGGGUGAGGAACGCAAAGCAAAUGAUGAAAUGAUUGAAUUGGCAGAUCAGAAGAAGUAGAUGGAUUCUGGGUUGACGAAUGCCCUAUUUGCGGGCGUACACACUGACCAUGUCCGUGCCCUUCGCCACCUCAUACGAUCGUGCAGGCUUGACAUACAAGGAUCUCCUGAAGUCUCCGAUCUCCGAGGAAGCAUUUUUCUUCUCUUUCCCGUCUUCGCCAACUUCUCCAGUAAUUACACCGUCGCCUCCUUCAGCUAGCAGAUUCCAAUGAACUCCUUUCAACCCCCAAGGCGGUCCUGGUAGCUUCGGAUCCUUAUAUAAUGGAAACUCUAGGCAAAUAAGCAAACCUCCCGACUUGGUUACCCGAGCUAUACUUGCCGCCCACUUCUUCCGUUGCUUGGGGUGCAUAGC